Orbicella faveolata is the source of this 774-nucleotide messenger RNA. RefSeq lists its product as uncharacterized. NCBI's taxonomy places the organism in Eukaryota, Metazoa, Cnidaria, Anthozoa, Scleractinia, Merulinidae. The record is from RefSeq and is a predicted model, not a curated record.
UAUAAAAGUAAAAUUCCUAAUCAGUCGAUUGAUACGUAAUCAAUCAUAGGGGUCAAGGAAAUGUAGAAAAAGAUCAUCAACCAUGCAAAAAAUGGCACGGUUAAACCCAUUAAUCAAGAUGACCAUUGAGCAGUUAGAAAACAUUGUCGUUAAAAGUUCAACAAAAAAGCUUUCUUACUGACAAAUGUUUACCUCUUUGCCUCAGCACCGCAUUUUAAUAUGCCCGUGAAACCGCAGGUCAUAAAAACGCCAGGUGGUCAGCGGUUACUCAAUCCAAUUCAGCUUAACAACUUGGCACAAAUACUUCCAGAACCCAUUGAUAAUACAAGGGAAAGAAAGUUUCAGCCAUCUCGCCCACAUGUUUUCUCCAAAGGUGGCAUGAACAGAACUAAACAUGCUCCAGAUUAUUUUAGCAUCGGCUGUUGGCGAGAUCAACCCGAGAGAGCGCUUCCUAGUCUGGAAGGAAUAUUCCCAAUGUUAGAUGGAAACGACUACAUGUUACGCAAAUAUGCAAUUAAAAAAUGUUCAACCAUCGCGAGGGUCCAGGGAUUUCCUGCCUUUGCUUUGGAAAAUGGCGGCCAGUGUUUAGGCGGUAAGGAUAUUCUAGAAACAUACAACAUGUAUGGAGCCUCAAGCGCGUGCAAGCCAGAUGGAAGAGGAGGACCCUGGAGUAUGGAAGUGUACAAGUUUACCAGUAAGUAAAAAGCUUCUCAAACUCAUUAAUAAUUCAUCAAGUUAAAACAAAGAAAAUCACAACUGCGAAAGAGGUUUGGA